Molecule: messenger RNA, 3551 nt
Organism: Triplophysa dalaica
Lineage: Eukaryota; Metazoa; Chordata; Actinopteri; Cypriniformes; Nemacheilidae
Gene: loxl3b
Product: lysyl oxidase-like 3b
Exons: 17
Coding region: 437-2827 (796 amino acids)
Biological process (GO): peptidyl-lysine oxidation
Cellular component (GO): membrane
Molecular function (GO): copper ion binding; protein-lysine 6-oxidase activity
Source: RefSeq, a predicted model, not a curated record
UCCUGAACUGUGAAAGGGUUAUGUGUUUUUCCAAAAUGUAAAUCCAGCCCCCUUUCGUACGUGUGAAGUCGUCCACGAGUCAGCCCCACCUCUCCCUCCUGCUCUCCCUGUUCCCCCCGUGCCCCGUCUUUCCCCAUCUCUGUCUCGACUGUCCAGCUGGCAAUUUAACUGCCAUUACAGACACAGUUAUUGCUGCUCAUUAUGAGUCUUUCUUAGCCUCUUUAAAGGCCUUGAUCCGUCUGUACCUACCAAGUGGAUGAUUUCUCACUUCUGUGUACUCAGAGUACAUUUUUAAAUAGUGGACAAAGACUGUGGGGGGAAAUCGACAAAUUAGAACAAGCACACUCACCCCUGAGCUGAGGUUACCGAAGCUCUGUUUUCAAUUGCGCGCCAGUCUCAAGUGCCGUUUAAUUGGUUCCAUCCACUAGAGACACACAUGGAACAGUCAUAUUGGUGUAGACACAUUGUUGUCUUCUUACUCAGUGCUUGGAUCGCAUCAUGCUUUGCCCAAACCACACCCCCAGUGCUCUCCAACGCCACACCAACGUCUCAGUCAAAGGGACCAGAGAGUCUGAAGUUUCGUCUGUCUGGUUUUCCCCGGAAACACAAUGAGGGCCGAAUUGAGGUGUUCUAUAAAGACGAGUGGGGAACAAUCUGUGAUGAUGACUUCUCAUUAGCCAAUGCCCAUGUCCUCUGUCGCCAGCUUGGGUUUGUCUCCGCUACAGGCUGGGCACACAGCGCCAAGUAUGGCAAGGGCACAGGUAAGAUUUGGCUUGACAAUGUGCAAUGCAGUGGUAGUGAAAGAAGUAUAUCAGUGUGUAAGUCUCGUGGAUGGGGCAACAGUGACUGUACACAUGAUGAAGAUGCGGGAGUGAUCUGUAAAGAUGAGAGGCUGCCUGGAUUCAAAGACUCUAAUGUGAUAGAGGUGCAAGUGGACGAGAAUAGAGUGGAGGAAGUCCGUUUACGCCCAGUCGUCACAUCUAAGCGUAUGCCGAUCACAGAGGGGGUAGUAGAACUCAAGAAUAAGGAUGGGUGGGCUCAGAUCUGCGACAGCGGCUGGACCCCCAAAAAUUCACGCGUGGUUUGUGGCAUGUUGGGAUUCCCCCAUGAGAGGAAGGUCAACAAAAACUUUUAUAAGCAUCUCAGAAAGAGAUCUACUGAUCCAAAAGCUAAAGUAAAAGUAACAGCAGCCAGGCUGGAGCCCAAUGCUAAGACUAUCACUAAAACUAGCUCUAAACCUAAACCGGGUAAAUCAGCUGCAGCUGAAAGGCUGUAUGCUGAGCGGCAGAAUAAUCACUUCCAGGUUCACUCAGUGGCAUGUUUGGGUACAGAGGUGCAUUUAGCUGCGUGUCCUCUGGAGUUUAAUUAUGGCAAUGCCACAAAGACGUGCCCUGGGGGAAUGCCGGCUGUGGUCAGCUGCGUACCCGGUCCACUGUACACACAGAACAACGCAAUGAAGAAGAAACUCAAAGUUUCGUCUUCUGUACGUCUGAAGGGUGGAGUGAGACAGAGCGAGGGCCGUGUUGAAGUAUUAAAGGGUAGCGAAUGGGGGACGGUAUGCGAUGAUCGCUGGAACCUGCAGUCUGCCAGCGUGGUGUGCAGAGAGCUGGGCUUCGGCACUGCCAAAGAAGCCCUGACAGGUGCCCGCAUGGGACAAGGUUUGGGGCCCAUACACAUGAAUGAGGUCCAGUGCACCGGCCAUGAGCGUUCACUGUGGAACUGCCACUAUAAAAACAUCUCGGCUGAGGAUUGCAAACACACAGAGGAUGCAGCGGUCCGCUGUAAUGUCCCACAUAUGGGCUACGAGAAGACGGUGCGCAUCUUAGGGGGGCGAACGCGCUAUGAGGGCCGGGUGGAGGUGUUACAUACCGAGACUAACGGAACCGAGCUCUGGGGCCUGAUCUGUGGAGACGGCUGGGGCACUGAAGAGGCCAUGGUUGUGUGCAGGCAGCUGGGCCUCGGGUACGCCAACCAUGGCCUACAAGAAACGUGGUAUUGGGACAGCAGUAAUGUGACAGACAUGGUCAUGAGUGGAGUGAAAUGCACUGGAGAUGAGAUGUCUCUCAGCCAAUGUCAACGCCACAAAACUGUUACCUGCCAGAAAACGUCCGCUCGGUUUGCAGCAGGAGUCAUCUGCUCAGAAACUGCAUCUGAUCUUGUGUUGAAUGCACCUCUAGUGCAGCAGACAGUGUAUAUAGAGGACAGGCCGUUACACAUGCUGUAUUGUGCAGCAGAAGAGGACUGUCUGUCAAAGAGCGCAGCCAAAGCUAACUGGCCUUACGGUCACCGUCGUCUGCUCCGCUUCUCAUCACAGAUACAUAAUGUUGGCCGUGCUGACUUCCGACCCAAAGCUGGUCGUCACUCUUGGGUCUGGCACGCAUGUCACGGGCAUUAUCAUAGCAUGGAUAUCUUUACACACUAUGACCUGCUGUCUGCCAAUGGCACUAAGGUAGCAGAAGGACACAAAGCCAGUUUCUGCCUGGAAGACACAGACUGUGAAGAGGGUGUUUCUAAGAGAUAUGAGUGUGCGAACUUUGGUGAGCAAGGCAUCACAGUGGGAUGCUGGGAUUUGUAUCGCCAUGACAUAGAUUGCCAGUGGCUCGACAUUACUGAUGUUAAACCAGGAAAUUAUAUCCUUCAGGUUGUGAUCAAUCCUAAUUAUGAGGUUUCUGAGAGUGACUUCACAAACAAUGCCAUGAAAUGUAAUUGCAAAUACGAUGGGCAUAGAGUCUGGGUUCAUAACUGCCAUAUUGGUGAUGCUUUUAGUGAAGAGGCUGAGAGAAAGUUUGAGAAAUACCCUGGACAACUCAACAACCAGAUCUCAUAAUCAGAGGAAUAUAACUAACAUAUUUUGAAAAAACAAAUCCAGAGAAAAUUAUUAUUCGUUUAAACUAGUUAUCAUUUCACACUACUAUGAAAUACCCAAUAUUUUUACACAAGAACCAGAACAAUUACCAUGAGUCAUAAAAUGAAUUUGUGUUUCAACCCUAGCGAAUUUUUUUAUUAAUGAACUCUUGACACUUUGUGCUUAACAAGUGUAUUGAAUCUGAAAAAAUGGUGAAGCCUGUCUAAAUCAGUUUACACUGACUGUGUUUUUUACAGUAACUCUAAAUAUGGCAUAAAAAGGCUGAAGGCGAGAUGUUAAAUGAACAUUUGGUAAUGUCUGCUGUAUUGUUUACAUUUGCAAUCGGGUGCUUACUUUCCUUAAAGCCUUAAAGACUUUGUUGAUGCCUCACACAGCCAAUGUGCUGCGUUCCUCUGUGAUUUAAAAAUACUUGAACAUUUUGUAGUCCAGAUGAUCAUUCACAUGUAGAUGCGUUGUGAAUGAAUGUUUAUUAAGCUUCAUAGCUCAGACUCAACACGGUAUCUUGUUAAAAUGAUCUUUCAGUAAUGACUUGUCACAGAAUCACAUAUUAUGUUUUAACUGAACAGUUUGUUUCACAUGUUAAUUAACUGUAUACUAUAAUUUCCUGUCAAACCUCUUGUUUCGAGAUUAAAAAAAUAAAGUGCUAUUUAAAGUUGUAAUAGAAAUAAAGGUGUGUUAAGUUUCA